AAACGCUACUCUGUCCACCCAAACCAACAAUUCUCUAAAAAACGACUUCGUUUCAUAUAAGAAUCCAGAAACCCGCCAUUGUCCCUCAUUCACGCUGCCCCGUGGGAGAAGAGACUGGAACCCCUGCAACUCUCCUGUAUAUAUUACCCUUCAAGCAUUGCGUAUCUAAUCAUCUAGAAAUCAUUAGCGAUUAUCUAACGAAGUUCUCUCUUUAGCUCUUGCAUUCGCUCACGCUUGGCUUUGAGGCUUGUGUUUUGGUGCGUGCAGUGGGAAGGAAUGGCGGACGUGCAAAUGGCUGAUGCAGAGACCUUUGCUUUCCAAGCUGAGAUCAACCAGCUUCUGAGUUUGAUCAUCAAUACCUUCUACAGCAACAAGGAAAUUUUCCUUCGCGAGCUCAUCAGUAACGCCUCUGAUGCAUUGGACAAGAUCAGAUUUGAGAGCUUGACAGAUAAAAGCAAGCUGGAUGCGCAACCUGAGCUUUUCAUUAGGCUUGUUCCUGACAAGGCCAAUAAAACGCUCUCGAUUAUUGAUAGUGGUAUCGGCAUGACCAAAGCAGACUUGGUAAACAAUUUGGGUACCAUUGCAAGAUCCGGCACAAAGGAGUUUAUGGAAGCAUUGCAGGCUGGUGCCGAUGUGAGUAUGAUUGGUCAAUUUGGCGUCGGUUUCUACUCGGCUUACCUUGUCGCGGAGAAGGUGAUUGUGACCACUAAACACAACGACGAUGAACAGUAUAUUUGGGAAUCACAAGCUGGUGGUUCUUUCACAGUCACAAGGGAUGUCAACGGGGAACAGCUGGGCAGGGGAACCAAAAUUACUCUUUUCCUCAAGGAGGACCAGCUGGAGUACUUGGAAGAGAGGAGGAUUAAGGACCUUGUGAAGAAGCAUUCUGAAUUCAUUAGCUAUCCCAUCUACCUGUGGACAGAGAAAACAACUGAGAAAGAGAUCAGCGAUGAUGAAGAUGAUGGACCCAAGAAGGAAGAGGAGGGAGAUGUGGAGGAAGUUGAUGAGGAGAAAGAGACAAAAUCCAAAAAGAAGAAGAUCAAAGAGGUCUCUCACGAGUGGCAGCUCAUCAACAAGCAAAAGCCCAUCUGGCUACGCAAGCCAGAGGAGAUCACCAAGGAGGAAUAUGCGUCUUUCUACAAGAGCUUGACCAACGAUUGGGAGGACCACCUUGCCGUCAAGCAUUUCUCCGUCGAGGGUCAGCUUGAAUUCAAGGCUAUCCUAUUUGUACCAAAGAGGGCUCCGUUUGAUCUCUUCGACACCCGGAAGAAGAUGAACAAUAUCAAGCUUUAUGUCAGGAGGGUCUUCAUUAUGGAUAACUGUGAGGAGCUAAUCCCCGAGUACCUGAGCUUUGUCAAGGGUGUUGUUGAUUCUGAUGAUCUGCCUCUUAACAUCUCUCGCGAGAUGCUCCAACAGAACAAAAUCCUCAAGGUUAUUAGGAAGAAUAUUGUGAAGAAAUGCAUUGAAAUGUUCAAUGAGAUUGCUGAGAAUAAGGAAGACUACAACAAGUUUUAUGAGGCUUUCUCAAAGAACUUGAAAUUGGGUAUCCAUGAAGACAGCCAGAACAGAGCUAAACUGGCUGAUCUGCUCCGAUAUCACUCAACCAAGAGUGGUGAUGAGAUGACAAGCUUGAAGGACUAUGUAACCAGAAUGGAGGAGGGCCAGAAGGAUAUCUACUAUAUCACUGGUGAGAGCAAGAAAGCUGUUGAGAAUUCACCAUUCCUAGAGCGGCUCAAGAAAAAGGGCUAUGAGGUUCUCUUCAUGGUAGAUGCUAUAGAUGAGUACGCAGUUGGGCAGCUCAAGGAAUAUGAUGGAAAGAAGCUGGUUUCUGCUACUAAAGAAGGACUGAAGCUUGAUGAUGAGACCGAGGAAGAGAAGAAUAAAAGAGAGGAGAAAAAGAAGUCUUUUGAGAAUCUGUGCAAGACAAUUAAGGACAUUCUCGGGGACAAGGUGGAGAAAGUGGUAGUGUCUGAUAGGAUUGUGGACUCCCCUUGCUGUUUGGUAACAGGGGAGUAUGGGUGGACUGCUAAUAUGGAAAGAAUCAUGAAGGCACAGGCUUUGAGAGACAGCAGUAUGAGCUCUUACAUGUCUAGCAAGAAAACAAUGGAGAUCAAUCCUGACAAUGGAAUCAUGGAGGAGUUAAGGAAGAGGGCUGAGGUUGACAAGAAUGACAAAUCUGUGAAGGACCUUGUGCUACUGCUGUUUGAGACUGCCCUCUUGACCUCUGGCUUUAGCCUGGAUGAUCCAAACACAUUCGCUGCUAGGAUUCACAGGAUGUUGAAACUGGGCUUGAGCAUUGAUGAAGAUGAGAUUGCUGGUGAUGAUGCUGAAAUGCCUGCUUUGGAGGAAGAUGGUGUUGAGGAAAGCAAGAUGGAGGAAGUGGACUGAGGUCUUGAUUUCAGGAGCUUACUGUGUCAUUGUUUGAAAGGAAAUGGCCAUUUGGCGUCAUUUACUAAUACAACUGUAAUACACUUUUGAUGUCGGUCUAAGAAGAGUUAAUUUUGUGUGUGUCCUAAACUGAAUGCAAAUUUUUGGUUCUCCUCAA
This is a messenger RNA of Manihot esculenta (cassava), 2545 nucleotides long. Its product is annotated as heat shock protein 83. Gene Ontology annotation, biological process: protein stabilization; protein folding; cellular response to heat. The transcript has 4 exons. Gene Ontology annotation, molecular function: ATP hydrolysis activity; ATP-dependent protein folding chaperone; ATP binding. Lineage: Eukaryota; Viridiplantae; Streptophyta; Magnoliopsida; Malpighiales; Euphorbiaceae. Gene Ontology annotation, cellular component: plasma membrane; perinuclear region of cytoplasm; protein-containing complex. The coding region runs from base 277 to 2388 and encodes 703 amino acids. The record is from RefSeq and is a predicted model, not a curated record.